This is a messenger RNA of Cladocopium goreaui, 4083 nucleotides long. The record is from the annotation of a GenBank genome assembly. NCBI's taxonomy places the organism in Eukaryota, Dinophyceae, Suessiales, Symbiodiniaceae.
UGGCUGCUUGGUGUGAAGUGCUGCUUGUUGCCUCAAUGCAGCGCGGCAGAAACUUAGCAAAAUCGCUGAUUGCAGGCAUCGCUGCCCUGCUUUUUGUUGGCAGAGCCUUCACACCCCCAACUCUCGUCAAAGGAGAGAGGACCGACGGGAAAGAAAACACCAAAGUUAUAUCUGAUCUUGCUGCAUGGUCUGAAACCACACCAGACUCACGCCGCCUCCGAUCAGGGAUUGAAAGUAUCCUGCGCGAUCAAGAGGCCUUGCGUGACGAAACUCCAGUGGCCACAGGCGGCACCCUUUUUUCAGUUUUUUCUGCCGCAACGUUGGCAUUCCUUGGUCAAACUUCCUGGGUUGCAGCUGCAGCGCUGCCUGUGAUUGCAAGUGCCAUUUUUUCUUACACGUCAGUGGCGGAAAGCUCUGGAACGAAAUCUCUUGGACUCGGUCGUUGUAGUUUCUCACAGGCACUUGCACAAUCAGCAGAGCAGGAGCGCAAGUUGGCAGUUGCGGAGGCUCCAAAGGCGCUACUACCUUUUGGAGCAGGAUGCACUGCCAUUUUUGCAGCUGCAUGUGUCACUGUCAAGCUAUUCGAAGAAGAUCCAACCAACGCAGGCUUUCUUGCUGCACUUGGCCGAUUUUUUUGUGGCUGUGCAGUCCUCGGAGCGGUGGCAACCAAUGACCAAGCUUUGUUAGUGAAUUCCAAGCUUGCUCCGCAAUUGCGAAACCCCUUCGAGGAUGACGACGAUACAGACGAGAUCCGAGAAAUGGAGGACCGUGAGAUUGAGGUGAAGCUACAAGACCGAGUCCUUCUGGCAGUCUUGGGUGUUGUCGUUUCUUUGCUUCCUCUUGCACUGUUUGAGAAGGCAUACACAAUUGAAGGACUUACAGAAGCAGCUGAUGAGAUUGCGGUGGUUGUGUCUGCAAGUGCUGCCGCAGUCGCGGCUUUGAGCUUUCUAGUUGCAGAAAAGAACUUUGCUGAUGCCGAAAGACGAGUUGCGGCACAAUCCCGGCAGUCAGCCCUGUCGGAGCUCUUUUUCGCUCAGGCACAGGCGGAUUCUGCCAUUUUGGGAGCCAAUACUGCUAUGAGUGCCAGCAGCUUGGGGAUUGCCUCCGUUGCGGCAGAAUUCUCCAAGACGCUUGCUUCUGUCUCAGUGUGGCCUGCUGUGGCUAGCACUUUCUGGUCCACGGUGAGUGCAGUGACUUCCCGCUCUGAAGCAGAUGCCGCGUACCUUGAGCGUGAAGCAGCCAAACGUGCCAUGGCAGGUGUCGAGGCAAAUGUGGACACAAUCGAUGCUGCGGUCAGCGAGUUCAAGGAUCUUCAACGUGAUUUUACACAAGACGACGUCACGGACGAUAUUCGUAGUCAGUUGAAGGCCUUGGACCUAGGAGAAAGACGGGAGUUCCGUGGAUUGUCCAGAGAUCAACGACGCAAAGUCCAUCUGCUUGCCGGAGAACUUGGCAUGCUUUCGCAGUCCUUCACCUCUGCAGGUUCUGCUGGCAAAAAAGCAAGAAAUGUCGUGGUCACGAAUCCACCUUCGCAGGCUCUGCUUCAGCCGAGGUCAACAGUUGAAUCAGACAUACAAAAGUUUACUGACGAUUUGGGUGAGGAGGCCAACGCAAUCCAGAAAACUCUGCAGGAAAGUGGCUGGCAAGUUGCCUCGGUGGCAGGCGUCUUUGUUUUGGGCAGUCUGGCUUCCCCUUUGCUUCUGAGCAACGUGGGAGGAGCUGAGCUUUUGCUGCCACUUGCAACAGGAACUGUGGGACUAGCCACAGCGUGGCAGGAAACUGCAGGCAAAUCUGCAGUCGCUGUGGCGAAAAGGCAGACAGCAUUUCUUCUCACGAAAGAAGCUCGGGCAGAGACGUUCUUGGGCCGAGGUCACCUUGCAUACGCUGCGUUCCCGACCGAUGUUGCUAUUGCAACGCUUGCCACAAUUGCCACAGGGCUCUCUAGUGUGCUCAACCUGACACAACUCUGGAAGUCUCUUGUCAUGCUGAUGGUCAUCCCAGCCUACACGGCCUGUUCGGUCGCGAUGCAACGUCGACGAAAAGUCGAAAGAUUUGUUGCGGCGUCUAUGAGAUGUGUUGAUGCUGCGCCCAUUCCUCCACCCAAGAGGUUCUGGAAGCAGAGAUGGUGGAUGAUUCCAGCUGCACUUGCUGUGAGUUUUCCUUGCGACCUCUACGGGCGAGCAACCAUUGCCUGUGCCGCCUUUGCUGCCGAAAUUGCCAUUGCUAUGGCAGAAAGUUCUAUGCAGUUGGCAAACGCCACAGGCAGUGUCGCCAGAGCAGGUUGCGUUGUCGCCACGGCUGAUGCUUGGUCACAGCUGGCCCAGUUUUCCACCAGAGCCUUGCCAUACCGAACUGCUCUUGCCGUCGUGAGCACUUUGAUUGCCACCGCGUUGGUAGAGUAUUCCCUGCCAGUGUGUGCUUUGUUCCCAGCCUUGGGAGCUGCUGUGUUUGCCCGCUCCUUCGAUGUGAACAGGCAGUCCCAGAAAGCUUCUCAACAGCUGGCGGAGGACGUAAGGGACAUGCAAGUCCUCCGAAAGGUGGAACCCUGGCCCUUGCUCCGGCAAGUUUCAGACUUUUCAGUGGAACCGAGCCGUCUGCCUCUGCUGCAAACGACUGGUAGGAAGGGCACUGGAAUCGGAGUUCUUUCCCCUCGGAAUUUGUUCCAGAGAGCAAAACGAGGAUUGGGGAGGCUAACACUUUGGGAAGAUACUAGCCCGGCUGAAGCCUACAAACCAGCAGCCUCGGAUCAGGCAGUGAAGAGUGUUCAAUCAGAUCUCAAUGAGAUCCGGUCUUUAACAAGGUACACAAGGCGGGGAUGGUUCCGCACCUUCUCAAUUGUGGGAGUCCUCUCUUUGGCAUGCGUUCUACAGCCCUGGCUUGUCUUCUCAGCCAGUGAGGUCGUGCUACCAGUUGCUGGUGCUCUGCUGACCAUUUUUGUGGCAGCAUCUGAAAGUGAUGCUCGGCGUGCUGCUGCUGCUUCCAAGGUGAGGGCUGCAGAUUUGAAGUCUGUCACGAGUACCAUGGAGGAGUUCCUUGCUUCUGGAAUGCAAUUUCGGUCAUUCCUUCUCGCUUUUGCUGGAGUCACCGCUGCCUCUUGUGUAGUCUCAUUGGUUCCGAUCAAGCCAUGGUAUUUGACAUCCAGGACUGAAUGGGUAGAAGUUGCGCAAAAUUGCUGGAGCUUCGGACUUGUGGCAUUCCACUGCGAACAGUCAUCCGGGAGAGACCUGCGCACGAGCUCACACACUCAGGAUUUCACAUCGGUCGACCCCGCUUCGAGAAAGGCUGCUGCUGCAGCAAGUGCCUUGCCUUUCCAGGCAGUGCGAAUGUGGACAUCAAAGGUGCAGUCUGAGAUGCCAUCCUCAAGGUCUGACAUCAAACUACCACCUCUGCGGCCUGGUGUUGUUUCGGAGAGACCACUGCCGAAAGGUUCACGUUGGCGCGACCUGUGGAGCAAGAGUCGAUGGAGUCUGAUGCUCCCUCUGCUUGCAGCCCUACCUGGUGUGCUGCUUGGGUUUUUCCCUUCGAGCAGGCCGUUUGAGCACAGGGCUGUUGCAUCAACUGCGGGAAGCAGCUUUGUUGUCGCAGGCAUGCUCUUCCUGGCAGAGCGUGCUCUUUUCCGUGCGGAACUGCUCAUCGCAAGCCGCCGGAUUGCUUUUGCGCUCACGGACACAUUGGCAAACGAGGCUGAGCAGCAAAGCGCUUUGCUACCAGUAGCGACAGCGGCCACGAUUGCCAUUUCUGGAGCUGUUACAUUUGGGGUCGAACUGAAUCCCUUUGCGGCUUCAGCGCUUGCACUCGUACAGGCUGUGACAUGGAUCUUGGCCUCGAGAAAAGCUCUUCAAGCAAGAUAUGGAAGCAAUGCAGCCAUUCAGGCUGCCACUGUGACGGAAAACCGAAUGGUUCGUCCUGGGCGUCCUCUAAAGGAUGAGACCUCUCGGCGGUCCGGGAAAUGGCGAAGCUUUGUGAGCAGUUUUAGUCGACCAAUGCCGUGACACGGCCAAGGGGCCAUGAGUCAUAGCAGUCUGAGAAGAACUCUAUGGUUUUUAUAUCUACUUAGAAAUUUUCUUGUGGAUUUUUCGAAAA